Scylla paramamosain (green mud crab) is the source of this 2143-nucleotide messenger RNA. RefSeq names its product terpene synthase-like (gene qm). Bases 577 to 1503 code for a protein of 308 amino acids. Gene Ontology annotation, molecular function: prenyltransferase activity. Gene Ontology annotation, biological process: isoprenoid biosynthetic process. The transcript has 8 exons. NCBI's taxonomy places the organism in Eukaryota, Metazoa, Arthropoda, Malacostraca, Decapoda, Portunidae. The record is from RefSeq and is a predicted model, not a curated record.
AUCAGUGAGGGGUAAAUUAAGUAUAGGGUGCCUUAUAACAUUGAUGUCUUGGGAGCACACCGGCAGUGCUGCUUAUUUUAUACAAAAUACUAUAAAGAAUAGCAAGGCAGGAAAUUUCCUACUUCAGCAGCUAAUUUUUCACCUUUUCUGUCGCCAAUUAUGGGAUACAAUCAUCAUUGCACAAUUCAACCAUGUAAUCAUGCCGUGAUUGACUUUCAAGACCAUGACGUCACAAUCCACCACAGCUUCCCUUGCCACUACACCAUCACGUGACUUUGUGACAUUGUUUUACUGCUGCAUCAUAUACUUCAAAUGGCUGUCUGUACCUGACUGUCUACUGUAAUCCUAUCCUGUGACUGUUGCCAGAUUUCUCGUCCUUGUUUUCACUGAUUUCUACCUUUCUUCCCAUCUUGCCCUUUGUAGCAACACCAUCCUUUCACUUGCCUUCACUGUGUGCUGCCCUUCCUUUUGUAGCUUUUAUAGCAUUCUCUCAUUUAACACACCAUUCCGCUCAUCAGCACAAUUCUCUCCUCUCCUUUUCCUCUCCGUGUCUUCCCUCCCCCACCCCAGUGUGCAAUGGAGGGUGGGUUAACCCUUAACAGCGGCACCAUCAUCAGUGCCAGUGGGGACAAGAAGCAAGACCAGGUGUUGCUGCAGCCCUUCACAUACGUGCUGCAGGUGCCAGGAAAGAUGAUCCGGGGCAAGUUGGCUCAAGCCUUUAACUACUGGAUGAAGAUUCCUGAUGACAAGCUAUUAGCCAUCUCAGACAUUAUACAAAUGCUGCAUAAUGCUAGCCUGCUUAUAGAUGACAUUGAGGACAACAGUGUGUUGCGGCGUGGCAUUCCAGUUGCUCACAGCAUCUACGGUGUUGCCUCCACCAUCAAUGCUGCCAACUAUGUUUAUUUCCUUGGCCUGGAGAAGGUGUUAGCCCUUGAACACCCACAGGCUACCCAGGUGUUCUGUGAGCAACUUCUGGAGCUCCACCGAGGGCAGGGGAUGGAAAUCUAUUGGAGGGACUCCUUUACGUGUCCCUCUGAGGAGGAGUAUCGCCAGAUGACCAUCCGCAAGACUGGAGGACUCUUUGGCCUUGCAAUAAGACUGAUGCAGCUGUUUAGUAACUCACGGGAAGACUACUCCACCAUUACUGGUAUUCUGGGACUAUACUUCCAGAUACGUGAUGACUAUGCUAACUUAUGCAUGAAGGAGUACAGUGACAGCAAGAGUUACUGUGAAGAUCUAACUGAGGGUAAAUUCAGCUUCCCAGUGAUUCAUGCUAUCAAUACCAAGCCAGAUGACCAGCAAGUUAUCAAUAUCAUACGGCAAAGGCCCAAGGACCUGGAAGUCAAGAGGUACUGUGUGUCCCUCUUAGAGAAGUUUGGAUCCCUGCAGCACACCCAGGAAACUCUGAGAACCCUAGACAAUGAGGCACGGCAGGAGAUUGCCAAGUUAGGGGGUAAUCCUCACCUGGAGGCUCUUCUGGAUGAGUUAAGAACCAAUGUGUAGAAGUUCAUAUUUGAGUGAUUUCUUAAUUUAUUUAUUUUUUCUAUGAAUUUUUCCCACUACAUUCAAUUCUUUCUUUUCUUCUUUUCUUUCUUCUCAUCAUGAUUUAGUCUCAGUUCUGUUUUAACUUCUGUAUGCUACUUUUAUAUUCUCGAUUUCUACUUUUUAUAUUAUUAUUAUUAUUUCUCAUCACUUUCCUCCUCUUCCUCCUCCUCCUCUUCUUCCUCCACCUCAUGGUGUUAGGUUUGCUGACAGUUCCAUACUCUUACUUUGUUGACCUCAUAUUUUUAUUUCCUUUCACAACCCACAUCAAGAUUUGCAGUUUCAUCUCCAAAUCAAACUCAGGCUUCCAUUCACUGCUGCUUUACUACAGUUAACAGCCGUGUGAUGGACAAAACUGUCAGCAGAUCACAUCUCAUGCAGGUAGUCCUUGUGUUAUGUUUCAGUGCACCGCCAACAGGGAUUUAAUGUGUAGUAUCUUUAAAGCUGAAGGUGUGUAAUUAUUUAUUAUUUAUUGUUAUAGGUGUUAUAUAAUUUGUGGUGUCCUAAUGACAGGGAUAGAUAUUAUGGUACUUUAAAAAUUACUAGUAUUGCAAUUUUGAUACUGGAAUCAUUUAAUUAUUAUUAUUAUUAUUUUUAUUUA